ACCGCUCCCUCCUCCUUCCCUGCCCGCAAAAAUGAAUCCCGGUCCCAGACGAACAGUAUCUGAAUCUGAAUUCUGAAUGAACUUUUCCACGUGAGCUCCAAAUAGGCGGCAACGGGAGCACCCGCACGCAAAAGCCGGAACACUCCGACGCCGCGUGGCUUGAAAGAACAUUUCCACACUUCCACCGGUGAUUGAACGAGCCUGAUAGAAUUAGUACAGAACCGUGAGAUCGAGAUCGAGGAGCAACGCCGACGCCCAGCUAGGUAUUAGACGAGAAGCCAGGAGAGGAUCGGCUGGUCUGAGCGCACCAUGGCCUCCCACGGGGCUCUUCCGAUCGCCUUCGCGGUCCUCCUCUGCUCGAGCUUUCUUCUCACCCAGUGCACAGUCGUCGCGGCCUCUGUCUCGUCGUUGUCCUCGCACGAGCAAGAGCAAGAGCAGGAAAUCCGGAGGCUCAGGUCCAAGGUCGCGUCGCUGGAGGAUGAGGUGAGCGGCAGGAAGGAGGAGACGUCGCAGCUGGAGAGCCUCGUCAGGGAGAAGACGGCCCAGAUCGCGGCGCUGGUCGGCGGGCUAGAGGUCUUGCAGGUGACGAAUGUGGCCGACGAUGAGUCGGUGAUGAAGGCGAGCACGAACAGCGCGAUGCUCGAGGAACAGAUAGAGAGGCUGGGCAAUGAUUUGGAAGACCAAGUUAAGAAGGGGGAGUCGUUGGAAGCCCGGGCUAGCGAAGCAGAGAAAAGCCUGCUUGAACUUGGUCAGAAGUUGGAGCAUGUUGAGAAGAUCAAUAUCGAGCAGAGGAAGAAAAUCGAGGAGCUGGAACAUCAUCUUCAGAAUGCAGAGGGACAGCUUUCGGAAGGGCAAACAGAAGCAAAAUUGAAGGCUGAAGAGUUAGCGAUGGAUCGUGGCAUGUGGCUUCCAUACUGGUUCGCUUCGCGUUCUGAACAUUGUCAGGAAUUAGCAUCUGUCAAAUGGCGCCUCCAUGGGAAACCUGCGGUCGAUGCUUUGAUGCAGAAGGUAGUUAGGACAUUGACACAUGCUCAAAGAUUAGUGGAGCCACAUUUGCAGGCAACACAGAAUGUUCAGGAAGGAAUCAGGCGCUUCCUGCUGGACAACGAGCUGCUGAAGCUGAACCCACUUUCAGCUCAUCGGCUCGCGUGGUGGACGGCUUCAGCUGCCUUGUUCGCGCUACCGGUCUACUUCGUGUACAAGAUCUUCUCGGCCACGAUCUGGAAGAAGAUUCAGGCGAGGGGUAACAGAGGCAGAGGAGGCAGGUUUUCUAGACGCAAGCCCGCCCGCAGAGUGGGCAAGUAGGGGAGGGAGAACCGGAGACGAGUCGCGACCCACGAGCUGGAUUUCCCGAGAUGAGGCUGAACGGUGGAAAGCUUUCUUCCGUGUAGAAUCCUUGACCACGAUCAGGGACGAACCUCGUCGACGCUACUUACGUACGGCGGCAACAGUGUAAACACCGUCAGGCUGUGCAUACACGUAUAAUACGCGUACGGUAUUAUUGUCUAGCUACGAGUGCGACGUUUUGUAUACGUUAUGUCACGUUUGCCUAACUAAUGGCCUACUCGAUCUCUUGGCGCCGGCUUUGCCGUGCGACGCAGGCCUUCUUAA
Molecule: messenger RNA, 1611 nt
Organism: Brachypodium distachyon (stiff brome)
Lineage: Eukaryota; Viridiplantae; Streptophyta; Magnoliopsida; Poales; Poaceae
Exons: 11
Coding region: 310-1305 (331 amino acids)
Source: RefSeq, a predicted model, not a curated record